AUGGCGGCGGCUGACGGCGAUGACUCGCUCAACCCCAUCUCGAUCCUCACAGCCGAGCUCCAGAACGAGGAUAUUCAGCUUCGCGUCGACAGCAUCAAGAAGCUGCCCAUUAUCGCCUUGGCCCUUGGAGUCGAAAAGACCCGCAAUGAGCUUCUGCCCUUCAUUAUAGACAUCGUGUACGAUGAGGACGAGGUCCUCGUGGCCCUGGCGGAGGAGCUGGGCACCUUCACGCCUCUGGUCGGAGGUCCCGAGUAUGCUCACUGCCUGCUGCCACCCCUAGAGUUGCUGGCCAUAGUGGAUGAGGCCAUAGUGCGGGACAAGGCGGUGGACUCCCUGCGGGCCAUCUCGCAUGAGCACUCACCCUCCCAUCUCGAGGACCACUUUGUGCCACUUGUGAAGCGGAUGGUGGACAGCGAGUUGGUCACCUCCCGCAUCUCAGCCUGCCGCCUUUUCUCCGUCUGCUACCCUGGCGUGUCCAUUGCUGUCAAGGCGGAACUUCUACAGUGCUUUCGGGACCUGUGCUCAGAUGACGAACUCUUGGUGCGGUGUGCAGCAGCCUCCAACCUGGGGGAUUUCGCCAAGGUGCUUGAGAUGGACCACAUCAAGAGCGAGAUCAUCCCCAUAUUCUCCAACCUGGCCUGUGACGAGCAGGAUUCGGUGCGGCUGCUAAUGGUGGAAGUGUGCGUGAACAUCACCCAGCUCGUGCCCCAGGAGGCCCUGGAGGCCCUGGUGAUAAUCACUCUGUGCCAGGCUGCUGAGGACACAUCCUGGCGCGUCCGUUACAUGGUGGCCAACAGGUUCACAGAGCUCCAGACAGCAGUGGGGCCUGAGGUCACCAAGACGGACCUGGUCCCUGCCUUCCAGAACCUGAUCAAAGACUGUGAGCCCGAGGUGAGGGCCGCCGCCUCCCUCAAGCUCACAGAAUUCUGUGAAAAUCUCUCCGCUGACUAUCGGGAGAAUGUGAUCCUGACCGAGAUCUUGCCUUGCAGCGAGGAGCUGGUCUGGGACACCAACCAGCAUGUCAGGUCAGCCCUGGCCUCCGUCAUCAUGGGCCUCUCCCACAUCCUGGCCAAAGAUAACACCAUCAAGCACCUCAUGCCCAUCUUCCUGGCUCUGCUGAAGGAUGAGUGCCCGGAUGUGCGGCUGAAAGUCAUCUCCAACCUCAAUUGCAUGAAAGAGGUGAUCGGCAUCCAGCAGCUGUCCCAGUUCCUGCUCCCCAGCAUCAUGGAGCUUGCGGAGGAUGCCAAGUGGCGAGUGCGUCUGGCCAUCAUUGAGUACAUGCCUCUGCUGGCUGGACAGUUUGGGCUGGAGUUCUUUGAUGCUCAGCUCCACUCCUUGUGCAUGUCCUGGCUUGUGGAUCGUGUCUAUGCCAUCCGCGAGGCGGCCACCAACAACCUGAAGAAGCUGGUGGAGCAGUUUGGGAAGGAGUGGGCCCUUGCCACUGUCAUCCCCAGGGUCCUGACCCUGUCUGAGGAACCCAAUUACCUGCACCGCAUGACUAUGCUCUUCUGCAUCAGUGUGCUGUCUAAGGUCUGUGGGCAGGACAUCACCACCAAGCACAUGCUGCCCACAGUGCUGUAUAUGGCUGAGGACCCUGUUGCCAAUGUCCGCUUCAACGUGGCCAAGUCCCUACAGAAGAUCGGGUCCAUCCUGGACAACAGCACGCUGCAGACCAAGGUCAAGCCCAUCCUGGAGAAGCUGACCCAGGACCAGGACAUGGAUGUCAAGUACUUCGCCCAGGAGGCUCUGACUGUCCUGUCUCUCACCUGA
Rangifer tarandus platyrhynchus (Svalbard reindeer) is the source of this 1770-nucleotide messenger RNA. Lineage: Eukaryota; Metazoa; Chordata; Mammalia; Artiodactyla; Cervidae. The record is from the annotation of a GenBank genome assembly.